AUGUUGGCUUUGAAAGAACAAAUGGUUUCCAUAAUGGAUGCCAUGUUGGGAAUGAAACAACUAAUGGAGAGUAACGCGGCCACCGCCGUCGUUGUUAGUUCGGCUGCCGAAGCAGACUUGACUCACCCAACUGUUGCACACCACCCUAUUCCAAACAUGGUGGGACGAGAGAGAAGCACACCGGGGCACAUCAGCAACCCCAUCCGGGGUACAACUGAGGAAUAUACCCCUACGGUUUACCACAUAAUUACACACCACCAGUCAUACAUGACGAUGCGGGUCACGUUCCUCCCCUCACCCUCGAAGGGGAGCCUCCUCGACAUCCUGACGAGGUCCACGAGGAUCAUCGAGAACAUGCUGAGGGAAACGUCGACUCCUACUCCCUGUUUCCCGCCGAGGGGCCGGCGCCCAACGCACUACCUCAACCCAACAUCACGGGAGAACCUCGAAACCACCCAACGCAUUCGCACCUGGAAGGAUCUGAUUACCGCCUUCCUUAGACAGUAUCAAUACAACUCUGACAUGGCUCCCGACCAGACUCAGUUGCAAAACAUGAUUAAACGGGAAAACGAGUCCUUUAAAGAAUACGCUCAGCGUUGGAGGGACCUGGCAGCCUUCGCGGACUUGGUCUCCGUCGGAGAAAGGAUCGAGGUGGGUUUGAAGAGGAGAAAGUUUGAUUAUGUCUCCCCGAUAGGUGCCAGCAGUAGGAGGACCAGAAUAGCUGGGGCAAAGAAGAAAGAGGGAGAUGCACAUAGCGUCACUUCAACACUUGCGUGGCCUAAUCCACCGCAAACCCCCCACGGUACCCACCAAUAUGCACAACAUCACCCAAGUUUUUUGGCUCGCGCCGAGGCCUUUUCCGAUACAGCACUCACCCAACCAAGGGUGCCCACACCCCCACAGGGGAGAGCUCUUCAGGCUCCGACUUCGACUCGGCCUCACUCGGUCAACAACGCUCACUUUGGCGCAAACACGGCGAGGAACUUUUCACCAAGGAAGGCACAAAUUUUCGCCCCGAUCCCAAUGACAUAUGGGGAACUCUUGCCAUCUCUCAUCGCCAACCAAUUGGUCGUGGUGGUCCCGAGAAAGAUCUUCCAGUCUCCAUUCCCAAAAUGGUAUAACCCUAGUGCAACCUUCGCAUACCAUGGGGGGACCCCAGGCCACUCGAUCGAACAGUGCUUGGCCUUGAAAAGCAAGGUCCAAAGCUUGAUAGAAGCCGGAUGGUUUACUUUUCAAGAGGAUGGGCCUAACAUAAAAACAAACCCGCUUGCCAAUCAUGGAGGAGGGGCGGUUAAUGCCAUCGAGGUGAGUAGGUCACAUAGGCCCAAGCUUUUGAAGGACGUAACGACCCCCAGAAGGUUUAUCUACAAAGCCUUGCAAAAGGCGGGCAUGAUUCCCUACGGUGGGCGCAGAGAAGAUUCUUGCUUAAUGCAUCUGGGUGUACUCCAUGACAUGGAAACAUGUUUGGCAGGACACGACUCCCCAAAGACCUCAACACCCAUCAGCAGUGUCGGCGGUAGAUCUAUUCUAUUUCCUUACAAGAACAACCGCGCAGUUCCGUGGAGGUAUGCCCCUCCGGGCGUUAGGAAGGGAGAAGCUACCGAUAUCAGCUCACUAUCGGCCAAAGUGACCAACAUCACCGGGCUAAGCGGCAUAACCCGCAGCGCUCGCGUGUUCGCAGCCCCUAGCCUGCUGAUACAGCCCGCAAUCACUAAAGGGAAAGCAAGGAUGACCGAAGGACAAAAUGUCAAAGUGAUCCCCGCACCGGACGAGGAUGUUUCGACGAAGGAUCUUUAUAAGGGAAGAGAGGGCUGUGGCAAGAAAGAGGUAUCACUCGAGGAGGCCGACGAGUUCCUCCGCAUUAUCCAACAAAGUGAGUUCAAAGUCAUUGAACAACUCAACAAGACCCCAACUAUAGUCUCCCUUCUGGAGCUGCUCAUGAGCUCUGAGCCUCACUAA
Glycine soja is the source of this 1959-nucleotide messenger RNA. RefSeq lists its product as uncharacterized. Lineage: Eukaryota; Viridiplantae; Streptophyta; Magnoliopsida; Fabales; Fabaceae. The transcript has 3 exons. The record is from RefSeq and is a predicted model, not a curated record. The coding region runs from base 1 to 1959 and encodes 652 amino acids.